Hibiscus syriacus is the source of this 1002-nucleotide messenger RNA. RefSeq names its product protein trichome birefringence-like 3. The record is from RefSeq and is a predicted model, not a curated record. The transcript is spliced from 6 exons. Gene Ontology annotation, molecular function: O-acetyltransferase activity. NCBI's taxonomy places the organism in Eukaryota, Viridiplantae, Streptophyta, Magnoliopsida, Malvales, Malvaceae. Bases 1 to 999 code for a protein of 332 amino acids. Gene Ontology annotation, cellular component: Golgi apparatus.
AUGGUGGAAAACCCUGAACUCGACGACAGGAGUUGCCCGUACGUGGAGAGGCAAUUUUCUUGUGAGAAAAACGGGCAGCUUGAGUUUGAUUACCGUCAUUGGGAGUGGCAGCCGGACGACUGUUACUUGCCUAAAUUUGAUGCAGAAGUUGCACUUGAGAAGCUUAGAGGAAAGAGGCUAGUCUUCUCAGGGGAUUCCCUUCAAAGAAAUCAAUGGGAAUCUUUCGUUUGUAUGGUGGAAUGGACUAUUCCUCCCCAAAAGAAAUCUCUGACACUAGGCAAAGUCCAUAAUGUCUUCAAAGCCAAGGAAUACAAUGCAACAAUUGAGUUUCAUUGGGCUCCAUUUCUAGUUCAAUCCAAUACGGAUAUCAAUAUCAAGGAAGCGAAGAAGAGAAUCAUAAAAGUAGAUUCAGUUUCAGAUACCUCAAAAGACUGGGAAGGAGCUGAUAUCCUUGCCUUCAAUACUUACGUUUGGUGGAUGUAUGGCAUUAGAGUCAAAACAUUAUGGGGUUCGUUCGCCAAUGGUGAAGAGGGUUACGCACAGCUGGACACACCGGUUGCCUACAAAAUUGGACUGAAGACAUGGGCCAACUGGAUCGAUUCAAACAUAAAUCCCAACAAGACACGUGUGUUCUUCACGACCAUGUCGCCUAUUCAUUCAAAGAGCGAAGAGUGGGGGAGGGAAGAUGGGCUAAAAUGCUUCAACGAAUCAGAGCCACUGAAGAAGAAGAACUUCUGGGGAAACUUCGCCGCAAACAAGGAAAUGAUGAGCGCAGUGGAUGAAGUGAUGAAGAAAAUGAAAGUUCCAGUUUCGGUUCUUAAUGUAACGCAGCUUUCAAUGUACAGAGUGGAUGCGCAUUCAUCCAUAUACACGGAGACCGGGGGAAAGCUUCUGACACCCGAGGAAAGAGCAGAUCCAAAGAAACAUGCCGACUGCAUCCAUUGGUGCUUGCCCGGAGUUCCAGAUACUUGGAAUCAAUUACUCUUUGCACAUUUGUAGCCA